UAGCAACACCCUCCUAGCAACAGUUUUCUGUGAGGCGAAUGGGAAGCGACUUUGAUCACGCGACCAACACAGAGCUCGUUCCGAAAGUGACAUUUAGGAGCCAGAUUGACACCAGGAAACAGUUCGGUUUUAUACAACUGAUAUAAUAUUACCUCAAAUUUUAUGUUUUAAACCACACUCGAUCGAGUUUUAUCGAGUUUUUGUACUAGAUUUAGCUUGAUUAGCUCGCGUGACGUCAGGUUGAAGUCUCGCGACAGAGCAUCGACGUGAACUCGUGCUAGCAGUUUUUUUUUUAGCCUGCCCAAAACCUUAAACACACUGACACUCACUGGAGUUUUGUUAAUUGUUUAUUUUUAAGGAUUAAUAAUAAAGAGAAGUGCUACGAAGCUAUGUUUAUGAAUGUGUAACAAGACAUCUUAAAACAUUCGUAAGUCUAAUAUAGAGAGAAAAGGCGGCUUAUUGUUGCUAUUGUGAGGUAUUUGAUAGCUAACGUUCAUGUUUUUCUAACGCAGGGAGAGGCGGGGAACAUAACACAUACACACACACACACACACACACACACUGCCUUAGUUUUUGGAUGCAGUCGCGUUACACGGACAAUUCUUUGGGAAAUCUGAUACUUCAGCCUGGAUUUCACUUUCCUGAGGACGACAGAGAGAUUUCGAGGCAUUACAUGGAUUAUCUGUGUUUCAGAGCUCUGUGCUGUAAAGGUCCGCCCCCUCCCAGAGCGGAGUAUGAUGUAGUGUGUAUCGGACUGACGGGUUCCGGAAAGACCAGUCUACUCUCCAGACUGUGCAGCGAAGCCACAGACACUAUCGUACCUACUACAGGUUUUAGCAUUAAAGCAGUGCCGUUCCAGAACGCCAUCUUAAAUGUCAAAGAGCUGGGAGGAGCUGACUCCAUUAAGAAGUACUGGAGCCGUUACUAUCAGGGCUCUCAGGGCGUGGUGUUUGUAUUGGACAGCGCCUCAUCUGAUGAAGAUCUGGAGGCGGCGCGCACGGAGCUGCACUCGGCCCUGCAGCACCCACAGCUCUGCACCCUGCCCUUCCUCAUCCUCGCCAACCAGCAGGACAAACCGGCAGCACGCACCAUUCACGAGAUCAAGAAAUAUUUUGAGCUGGAACCUUUGGCUCGGGGGAAGAGCUGGUUGCUCGAGGGAAGCACGGUGGACAACAUGGACAGUGUGAAGGAGAGCUUCAGCCAACUCAUCAACCUGCUGGAGGAAAAGGACCAGGAGAUGGGCAGGAUAUGAGCUGGGAGUUUUCUCCCAAUCCCAGCAUCCUCCACUCUGGACACUACCGAUCUCCACCUCACCACAGGCGAGAGUGUGCGUGCGUGUGUGUAUAUGUGCGUUUGUGUACGUGUGUGUGUUUAGUCUGACUCCAACACAGCAGGCUGAGAAGCAUACGGAUUCACACAAGUGGGGUUUAUAUCGUAUAUAUUCGAGGUAUGAUACGUUAUAAGGUUCUUGGCGUUAGUACCACAAGUACCCGACAACCUGACUGUCGAUUCGCGUCGUCAGUAAACACGGUUAUAUGUUAUACAUCCUGUGUAAUGCACACCUAGUUGCACAUUGCUACAUAACUUAUAAAGGUAAACACUUUUCCUGGUAUGUAGAAAAACUUUUCUUAUGUAGAUUCUUCUUUUCUAUUUAGUGUGUGAAUGUAUACGCGUGUGUGUGUGUGUGUGUGCGCGCGCAAGAUGAACGUUUGUACUUUAAAAGCCUUAAAGUAUGUGAUAUUUUUUUUCCUCUCCAACCAAACUACAGUGACUUAUUAAACUAUAAAACAGUCUUAAACAGUCACGGCUGUGAAAGUUACCACUUUAUCCCUAAAACCACGAACUAAAAUUCCAAGAUUCCGAGAAUACCGGAAUUCCUCUGCAUGUCUCUCUGGUGUAAUUGUGGGAAUCAUGCAUUGUUCCGGAGGAUUGUUUGAGGUUUAGUGAUACGUUUCAAUGCUGUUUUUCUGUUGUUGUAGUUUUUUUUUCUUCUACUUCUUCUUCUUUUUUUUUCUUUUUUCUUUUACAACCGCAGCAUAUCAAGACGUAUCAAAAUGUUUUGUCUGUCGGAGAUCCGUCGUCUCUCUGUCCCAGUGACUAAUCACGGGAAUGAAUCACCGGAGCGGCGUAGUGCCAGAUACGAUAUCGUGAUCGUAGAAUUAUAAGGUUCUGUUUGAGUUUUCAGAGCAAAGUUUUGACAUUCCGGUUGCAGAAAUGUGAAAUGUACAUUUAGCUGAUCAACGGCGACUACAUUUUAAUGUCACUUUUAAAUUUGCGUUAUCAAAAAUCCGAGGUAGACUUCUGCGAUAAUGAUUUUUACGAUUUUUUUCUUUUUUUUUUUUCUUUUUUCCCCUCCUCACGAUUUUUAAUCAUCCUGAACCGUUUUCGGGUUUAAGGAGAGUAGGCGAGGGUGUAAUAAUAUUACAUAAACAUAACAGUACUUUUCCGAAUUCACCCUUGUACGAAUCGGCUGUCUGAUCUCCGUGUGUUGUCCACGCGCGAAAGGUCUCUGAGCGUAUUUAAUCACGUUGCGAUCAUCAUGCCCGUUAUCUUCAUUCGUAGAUUGUUCGAUUUGCCUGUUUCAAAAAUGUCAUCGAUUUAUUAAUUUUUUCGGCUUCGGGUGCCGUCCGUUUCGACAAUUUUCAGCUGAAAUCGAAUAAAUAUAGCUAGAUAUAGCUACCUAGAUAUAGUCAACGAUAUACUUUUCUAGUGUUGGCGAAGUCUCUGAUACAUCGAUUAGAAUUUAAAGAUUAAAAAUCCCUCUGUGUGACUGCGAGUACGAGAGAAGGCGAAGGGGGCGUGGCCUCCAGGCAGUGUCCGUUGAUAUCGGAGCGUUCCGGACGCUUGUGCGACCGUCAAUCAUUCCAGAUCCGUACGUCGAUCGGCUCCCGUUUUAUCGGGGAGAAAAAGACGUAUUUUUGAGUGAUGAUUCGUACGAGCGUACUCCGAUGGUACGUUCCGGAGCUCCUACAAGCGUCAUUUCUGAACGAUUUUGUAAAAUCAGCGAUUGCAGUAUUGUACGGUAAGUUUUUAUUACUCUACAUCUAAAGAUAAAAGUCGCUUUCCCCUCCGAGAGGCUUCAAGUCUUUUGAACGACAAGACGACAAAGUGAUGAGAUUUCUCAGAUAGAACCUUAAUAAUCCCGAGGUCACGAUGCGUCAACGAAUUCGCCUUCGCUUUUCUACGUCUCGUUAGAUUUCAGUAAAUUUUCUUACUGUCGCCUCUGAUUGUAAAGCGCUCCUAUACUAUACUCAAACCGUCAGUAGUGCCUCUUGUUUAGAUGGAGUGUCCUUCAUCUAAUCCUUUUUUCUUUAUUUAUUUAAAAAAAAAAAAAAAAAAGCUCUGUCUCCCUUCCCACCGUCAAACGUGGAGUGCCAAUCCAAUCGCUUCCCAAUCCAUGGUGUUAUUCCUGUGCCAUUAAUUAUGUUGUCUCUCUAAAACCAAAAGAAAUCCUGCUUAAGCCCUACUGAAUCCUGGGACAUCUAGACUUUGUAGCAUACAUCCAGCAUUUGUACCACUUGAAAACACUUUAAUUGGCGCCUGGCCGAUUUAGCUGCCUUUUUAUAAUUCAUACAAUUUGUACAUUUUGUUACAGACGAUUCUCGUUUUUAUUUUAGGUUUUGUUCAUUUUAGUUUGUUUUCAUUUUGGUUGUUUUUGAAGGCCAUGUGCCUGUCUUUGUACUGGAACAAAUCUAAAUACAUCUAGAACGUUUUAGACCGUGACGGCCGUGAUGUCGGUCGCAAACUGUUAAUUAUGUGUGUAUAUUAUAUAUAUGUGUAUAUAUAUAUAUAAUGUAAUUUAUGCAUAAUUUCCACUGAGCAACAUGAACAAUAAACAGCUGAAGUAGGAGAAAGGAUUAGAAUCUGUGAUGUUUGAUGUUUUAUCGUGAAAUGUUGUUAAAGAAAGUUUUGAAAAAUGUUGACAACUCGAUUCAGUUCUUGCGGAUGCUUCGUACUGCCACGUUAGUUUUCUUCUUCUUUUUUUUUUUUUUCUUUUUUUCUCUCUCUCUAUUUUUUUUUGUGGUCGAAUCAGUAGCCCAGGAUAAACAGCUUGAAUGUCCAUGCUGUCUGGUUUGUUUGUUUUUCCCCCGUUUGUUUCUCAGGUAGCGCAACAGAAAAGCGUUUGCUAUAUUUUCCAGAGAUCAGAAAUUCUAGCCAAUCACGAUCAUCGUUGAGCUCGUGAAUGUGGAAGAGGGCAGAUAGCGCUGUCUUCAGAGAGCGUUACACGGCAUGAGCGGUAUUCAGAAAAUACACUUGGCUUCACGUGUCUCUGAGGAAGUCUUAAAAAAAAAAAGUCCACUAUGCUUCUUAUCGACUUUUGCAAAAGAGAAAAAAAAGUUUUCAUUUGAUACGUAUGCUUGUGGAACUAUACUUACGAAUCGCACACGACGUCGGUCAGACGUAGCGGUCGGAUUCAUUCGAGCGCGCUGAAUGACGGACGCUAUUGUAGUCCGCCUUAAGGUCAUCUAUAAUCUAGUGUGCUCCAAAACAAUGACGAAAUGCGCAUAUAAAUUUAAAGCUCAAAUGUACAGCCUUUUUCUACCACCAAUACGGAUCAACAAUUUUGAUGACAUCAUUCUGCACUUCAGUUUCUGUCCAAUAAAAUGCUCUCUACAAUCUGAAGUGCCCCGCCCCCGACAUUAUAACCAUCUGUCGAGUACGGCUUAGCCAGUGCUGUGAGGUAAGCUAAAAGCUAUUGGUUAUUUAAAGAGGAGGAAGAGCCGCCACUCGAUAUGCCCCACCCUGACUUCCUGUUUAAGUGGAAAUUACUUCGACACAUCGAAUAACGCUUUGUGUUUCAAGGCACUUCACUUCAUGGGGACUUUAAAGAUAUCCAGAGCAAGUAAAGAUGCUAGCCAGGGUCAAAUCAUAUCUUCACCAACGCACAAGACCAAAACAUUGGCCAGCGAUUUGCUGGCGGCGUAAACACAAUAUAAAACUCUUCUUUCUGUGCGUAUAUGGUAAUCUUAUACAUAUGUUUCUCUAGGGUGAGGAAUAACACAUUCAAUCUGGUGCUGUUAUCGGACGUUUAAAUGUGUACAACACUAUACUAAUAAUCUAGAGUCUAGAGGUGGUUUUUUUUCAACAUUUAUUCGGAAGGACCGUUCAAACGGGCUAAAAAUUACUUGAAGAACUCGGCAGUAAUUAUAGUGGGUUUUAUUUACGGGUUGUGAUUUCCAACCAUGGCUAUGCUUGACGUUUCCUCAGAGUCCCCGACUUUGAGGAGAGGAAUUUACCGCUUUGGGGAUUUACCUUGAACCCAAAAUGGCAUGUUUUAAAAACUUUAGUCUUAAUUACACUACGGGUUCGGAUAUUAACGGAACAAAUCCUUUCACUGACUACAGACACACUAGAAAGCCUCGAUGCACUUCCUCUGUCCGUUCUUAGUAUUUAAUGGUCUCAUGAGCUUACGUUUACUGAUUUGUGCCUUGUUCUGUUAAUCUGGGUCAUCCUGAUCUCUCUCGCUGAUGACUCAGAUGGAGGGAACCCUUCGCCUCUAGGCUUCCAGAGCCCUUACUCUCUCAGGAUUUCCUCUCUUGCCGAUGAGUCAUCUACGUUAUGGGCUUUAUUUACUCAGCUUCCUCGGGUAGGCGACACCGCACGCCGUUUCUCUUCAUCACCGUGUAUUUAGCUCGUAAAAUCUGAAGGUUACCGCGCUCUCCAUGCGCUGAUUUAUCGCUAAUUCACACAGCAAAAUCCGUGGAUCGGCGGCUCGUCUCGAGCGAAAAGCCUUCCGGACGCGUCCUUCUUUCUGUUCUGUGCUGUCUGUCGGGGGUUUUAUGUGGAAAAUGUGAGCGAGCGUGCGUGUGCGGGAACUUCUGACCAAGCACGGUCUGUCCAAUAUGCGUUCUCUGGAGGGAAAAUAAACCCCCCAAACAAUACCAUUCGUGUUUUAGGUUCUGAAUAAAUCAAGUGUUUAGUUUUCAUAAGUACGUCAGUCGUCGGGUGUAAAUGUUCAGACGGGAGAAAAUUGUACGCACCGGGGUUGAUUGGAGAUCCUUCGUCUGACUCUUUAGUCAACCUGCACCGUCAAGCAUCAAGCCUCAGACUAAUAUUAGCAUGCAGACGGAUGAUCACCUGGGAUUAAUCCUUAAACUUGAACCAUGUCUGGAAAAACUUCACAAAGCUGUCAGAAGAUAGAGACUUUAAAUCUAUUCUCUCUCUCUCUCUCUCUCUCUCUCACACACACACACUCUUCAGUGUCAGUAUGGCAGCCAGAAUUGCGUUAAUCAUCUUAAAAACGUCUCCUCUUUGCUCUCCAUCACACCUGUACAAUAGGAUGCCGUCAGAGUUUUUUUCCCUCCUGCUUUAAAUGAGUUUCUUCUGUAAGUCUGAUCUUUUUUAAUGGCGUACAGCUGAUCUGAACGAAGUGGAUAUAAAAUUUUAAAAAGGGGUUGUUACUUUGAACGAUUAUGAUCGAAUCGUAAUGGCUGACCUUUUUAAAUCCCUAAUGUUCGGCGUGCGUAUGAAGCGCACCAAAGCAACGUGGACUCAUUUUACGACGAGCCGACGUUUAAUUGAUGCGCGCGUUAUCCGAUGGAAGUGCUCGACCUUGACGUUUAUUAAGAAGAAGAAGGAAAAGCGGAGCACACGAUGCGUAUAAACUGCGAAGCGGACGUGGGAAUGAAAAAACGAAAAUGACGUACUCGGGACUCUCGUUCGCAGUAAAAUCCUACAUCCGAGACCACGAGGACUACGAGGCUUUGUUUUUUUUUUUCUUUCUCGUCCGUGUGCGAGUGCAAAUAAAUGCCUUUAUAUGAGUUAUGAAGUUAGGAAAACCCACCAACUUGUUACACGCUGUCAGAUAUUUCCAUAGGACCCAUGUGGCUUUCUACGCUUCCCUGAAAACGGGAAAAUAAAUCAAUAAAGUACUCCGAGUACUGAGGGAUAUUAAACCAAGGCCUGAGUAAUGCGUGUGGAAUCCGUGGCAAAAAAAUAAAUAAUCCUUUGAACCUGCAUACAUCAAAAACACGGAUGGCCGGAGACGGACACGGAGACAGGGAGAGAGACUGUUUUGUCUGCAAAAUUUUCAAUAUGCCCCGAAGUGGAUUUCAUAUUCUAUUUUCAGAUCCAGCCGUGCAAAAGCUGCGUGCUCAGACCUUGGCUGACCGUCGGCUCUGUCUCGUAGAGAUCGACCGGCUCGCACGUUCUAUUGAUAUCCUAUCAGAGCCGGGGGACGGUGGGGAGCGAUGUCUGUCUGUCAGGGGGAAAAAAACAAACAAAAAAAAAACACGCCAAACUGACAGGAAAUGAACUCCGCCAGCCAAAACACACCACGCUGUUUAAUGUUUCGUUGUUUUAUUAUUGUUUUUUUGUUUGUUUAUCUUUUAACACUUUCUUGAUGGCGCUGAAGGGGUUUUUUUUUUUUUUCCCCCCGCCCUCACCUUUUCUCACAAACGUCUGUUGGAAUGUUUUAUUUCUCUCCGCUGUGAUAAACAAUCCGUCACCAGAACCCGUCUUCCCGGCGGCUUGAAGGUCACAGGAGUUGCAGCCUGGCCUCACAGCCGCCACCAUGGGAAAAACAAGCGCGCUCUAUCUCUCGCGCUCUCUCUCUCUCUCUCUCUCUCUCUCUCUCUCUCUCUCUCUCUCUCUCUGUGUCUCUCUCUGUCUCUGUCUCUCUCUCUCUCACUGUCUGACUGCCAUGUCAGCGUUUUCAUUAACGUAGUUAUGGAGGGCGCCUUCCAUUUUUCCAAAACACGCUCAGACACCGAGACUCUGAUUACAAUCUCUCUGCUGUGGUAAUCAUUUUCAAAUAUGAUUACUCUCUCUUUUUUCUGUCUCGUUCUCUCUCUCUCUCUCUCUCUCUCUCUCUCUCUCUCUCUCUCUCUCUCUCUCUCUCUCUCUCUCACAGCCUCUCUGUGUCAGGACACUCUGAACCACGGACAGCUUGUCUGAGCACAGGGGACAAUAAAUAAAUAAAUAAAUAGAAGAUGCUUGGUGUUCAGAGAUUAAAAACGGCUAUUAUUCCUGUUGUCAGUUAUUUCCAAGGCCUUAAUAAAUGACACCGAAAGGCUUUUGAGGCAUCCUUUUCUGCUGGGGUUUUAUUUUAUGUUUUUUUUUUUUUUUUUGUAUUAUUAUUGAACUUUUUAAUUAUUAUUCUAUUUUUAUUUUGUACUUUUUUUUAUUUAUUUAUUUGUUUAUUUGCUAGAGAUUUUUUUUAUUCUUCUAUUUCUGUCAUUUGUUCGUUACUAAAUUAUGAUUUUGAAUUAUUAUUACUACGUUUUCAUCAUUUGACAUUUAUUUAUUAUCUGUAAUGUUUAUUUUUAUUAGUGAUUUUAUAAAUCAAUAAACUAGUGAACUAUUUGCAAUUUUGUCAGGAUAUCGAACAAAGCAGAUGUUCACGUACUUUUACCACUUACAGAUGUGUAAUAUUGGAUCAUUUUCCUUAAUAAAUAAAUGACUAAG
Molecule: messenger RNA, 8406 nt
Organism: Ictalurus punctatus (channel catfish)
Lineage: Eukaryota; Metazoa; Chordata; Actinopteri; Siluriformes; Ictaluridae
Gene: arl15b
Product: ADP-ribosylation factor-like 15b
Exons: 5
Coding region: 578-1252 (224 amino acids)
Molecular function (GO): GTP binding; GTPase activity
Source: RefSeq, a predicted model, not a curated record